UUGAACAAGAUGGCUACCCCAGACUUCUCGACCUUUCGCAAUGUGAUCGCGGGAUCGCUCCGUUCCAGCCCGACCAUGGGUCACGGCAUUGACCCGUCAACCCGGAAGCCUUUGUGGGAUGUUCCUGUUGCCACAGGGUCGGAUCUUAAUGAUGCCGUGACAGCAGCCCAAAUUGCGUUCUUGGAGUGGUCGCAUCUGUCGUGGAAGGAUCGUCAGGCACAUCUACGCCAGAUCCAAUCACUUCUCUUUCAGCAUAGGCCAUCUAUGGCACGACUCAUUUCUUCUGAAGGUGGGAAGCCACCUCAAUUUGGUGAUCUCGAGGUCCAACACGCUUUGGACUUUCUCGAAUUCUACAGUGGAUGUGAGGAACCCAAGCCCGAGGUUGUCCAAGACGACAAAAGCCUGCGCCUGACCUUAUAUCAUGAGCCCUUGGGCGUUAUUGGUGCUAUCUGUCCAUGGAACUACCCUUUGGUGCUAGCCGUCGGAAAGAUUGCGCCAGCGCUGCUUACAGGUAAUUGUAUCAUUUUGAAGCCAUCGCCUUUCACACCCUAUAGUAUUCUGAAGCUUGUGGACAUCGUGAUGGACACCCUUCCUCCUGGGGUGUUGCAAGCCAUCCACGGCGACGACAAACUGGGACCUGCUCUAUGCAGUCAUUCAGGCAUCCAGAAGAUUACAUUCACUGGGUCCACAGCGACAGGCAAGAAGAUCUCAGCGUCUGCCGGCUUGAAAAAGGUCACUCUCGAGCUUGGAGGUAACAAUGCAAGCAUCAUUUGUCCUGACAUAAACAUAAGCGAGGUUGCUCCUCAGGUGGCUCUUGGUGCCUUUUUCAACUCUGGACAGCUGUGUGUGGCCAGCAAGCGGAUCUAUGUUCAUGGGGACAUAUACGAUGAGUUCCUCAAGGCAAUGGUGGACGUCGUCAAGAACUGGAAGGUCGGGCCCCCUUCCCUCGAGGGCGUUAUGCUGGGGCCUGUGCAGAAUGAGAUGCAGUACAACGUGGUUAGGUCCAUCUUCGAGGACACAGCCCGCAAUGGAUACAAGUUUGCACUCGGGGGGGACCAGAAGCCUGAUCCGAACAGCUUCUUAAUCUCACCUGCGAUAAUCGAUUGUCCGCCUGAUUCAUCCGCGGUCGUUCAGAAGGAAGCAUUCGGACCAAUCGUUCCUUUGCUGCGAUGGUCGAAUGAGGCCGAUCUUAUUGCGCGCGUGAACGAUACGUCUACAGGAUUGGGAGGCACUGUUUGGUCAAAGGAUCUCGACUACGCAUACCGGCUUGCAUCAAAGGUUGAAGCUGGUACCAUCUGGAUUAAUGGCUUCGAGAGACCCCUUCCUCAAGCAUACCUUGAAGGCCACAAGGAAUCAGGAAUAGGUGGAGAAUGGGGCAAGCACGGCAUCAAUUCCUAUCUCAAACGGAAGAUGAUCCAUCACUACAAGUCAUCGCCGCCUGUCGCCAAGCUAUAA
This is a messenger RNA of Clonostachys rhizophaga, 1455 nucleotides long. The record is from the annotation of a GenBank genome assembly. Lineage: Eukaryota; Fungi; Ascomycota; Sordariomycetes; Hypocreales; Bionectriaceae.